Eruca vesicaria subsp. sativa (arugula) is the source of this 1050-nucleotide messenger RNA. The record is from the annotation of a GenBank genome assembly. Lineage: Eukaryota; Viridiplantae; Streptophyta; Magnoliopsida; Brassicales; Brassicaceae.
AUGGAAGCUAUGGGAGAAUGGAGCAACAACCUCGGAGGAAUGUACACCUAUGCAACCGAAGAAACCGAUUUCAUGAACCAGCUCCUUGCUUCCUACGAUCAUCCUGGCACCGGCUCGUCCUCUGGCACAGCCAGUGGAGACCACCAUGGCUUGUACUGGAGCCUUGGUUCUAAUCACAACCAUCAUCUUACCCUCAUGCCUGAAGCCAGUAGCUUCGGUUUCUCUGGAGAGAGCAGCAGCUACAGCGUUGAGAACAGCAGGUACUACACGGUGGUACCACCCACGGUUGAAGAGACUAACAAUGGGUCAACGGGCUUUGGGAUGGAAGAUGUGACCAUCAACACCAACUCAUAUCUAGUUGGUGAGGAGACAAGUGAAUGUAACGUUGAGAAAUACUCAUCUGGAAAAAAUCUUUUUCCCUUGGAAACUGUCGUGGAGAACCAUGAUGACGAGGAGAGUAUGUUGCAAUCCGGAACUACUACUGACCAUCAUAGAUCUCUCACCGGUUCUAAGAAGAGAUCACGUACUACAUCCACUGAUAAAAACAAGAGAGCAAAAGUGGGUAAGAGGGGACAAAAAAGCACAGAGAUGAGUUGUGAUAACAACAAUGGGUCAGGAGAAGAGGAAGAAUGUGAGAAGGUGAAGAGAAGAAAGAGUGGGGCUAUGAUGAGUAGACAGAACUCAAGCACCACUUUCUGUUCCGAGGAAGACUCACUGUGCCCUUCUCAAGACGUUGGAGGAGAAGACGAAGAAGAUGCCUCCAAGGCCCUCAACCUCAACGGCAAGACAAGGGCCAGUCGUGGUGCUGCCACCGACCCUCAAAGCCUCUACGCAAGGAAAAGAAGAGAAAGGAUUAACGAGAGACUGAGGAUCUUGCAAAGCCUAGUCCCUAAUGGAACAAAGGUAGAUAUAAGUACAAUGCUAGAGGAAGCCGUUCAUUACGUCAAAUUUUUACAGCUUCAAAUUAAGUUAUUAAGCUCUGAUGAUCAAUGGAUGUAUGCGCCGAUUGCUUUCAACGGAAUGGACAUUGGCCUUAACUUACCGAGAUGA